Molecule: messenger RNA, 3153 nt
Organism: Malaya genurostris
Lineage: Eukaryota; Metazoa; Arthropoda; Insecta; Diptera; Culicidae
Gene: Hr96
Product: nuclear hormone receptor HR96
Exons: 4
Coding region: 472-2826 (784 amino acids)
Biological process (GO): cell differentiation; negative regulation of transcription by RNA polymerase II; positive regulation of transcription by RNA polymerase II
Molecular function (GO): nuclear receptor activity; RNA polymerase II cis-regulatory region sequence-specific DNA binding; zinc ion binding
Source: RefSeq, a predicted model, not a curated record
CUCAUUCAUCAUAUCAAUUCGAAUAGUGCGAUUCUCGCGAGCCUUGACUCAUACUAUUUUUUUAUUUACCAUUAUAACAGCUGCUGAAGUGCUCGUCGACGCUAUUUAUGUUCAAUUUAAUAUAAUUAAAUUUGAUUAUUUGAUUUGUGGGUACGUAGACGAACGCAAAAGUGUUCUUAGCCACAGUGACAGCAAUUGAGCUCCAGUGACGGUGACAGCAAAAGUGCAGGAAAAUCAGCUGGUUUUCGUCGGUGGUUAUUUCGGUGGGAGCCCACCGAAAUGAAGGAAAUAUUUUUAUUAUUGCUGCCCCUGUAUUGUCACGACGCGUAAUCACCAUGAAUAUAUUGAUUAUAGCGGAGUCGAUCAUCCGAUAAGCUGGCAGAACGGUGGAAAAGUGAGUAAUAAAAAAAGACGGUGAAUUGAUAAGCCGCACAGUACGCGAGGUGUUGCCGCUGGAGGAGAUAAAGCAUCAUGAGUACCGAAAAUUCGGAUAAAUCGGACUCAGUCGGCAUUAUGGGUCCGGGAGGAGUAAGCAAGGUUUGCAGUGUCUGCGGCGAUAAAGCGCUUGGGUACAACUUUAACGCGAUGACCUGCGAAAGUUGUAAGGCCUUUUUCCGUAGAAACGCUCUGUCGACGAAGGGAUUUACCUGUCCCUUCAGUGAGAGUUGCGAAAUUACCGUAAUAACUAGACGGUUCUGUCAGAAGUGUCGUCUGGACAAGUGCUUUCAAAUUGGAAUGAAGAAAGAGUACAUUAUGUCCGAAGAGGAUAAAGCACUGAAAAGGCGUAAGAUUGAACAAAACAGAGCAAAAAAGCGAAUGAUAAACGAAAGCGGAGGCAGCAGUUGCAGUGGCGGCGGUAACUCUAACGACGGAAUAGCUUCUAUGUCGGGGGAGGGAGUGGGAAUGAUGGAGUCAGAUUUGCCGAUGAAAAUAAAAAGGGAAGGCAGUGAUUCCGACUGUUGGAGCAAUUCUCCAUCGGAUUACAUUUCGGCGGAAAUGAUGCACCGAACUGCAUCCGCUAUAACCAGUCUGACCGUGCCGAAUGUGAACGUGUUUAACAGUGUGACUUCGGCGAAUGACAUCAGUAAUUCAUCAACCGCAUCACAUAAUUUGUCUCACACGCAAGUCGUGGAUGGAGACCUCUUAUCAGUGAUAACAGCGUUGCCAGCGCAGUCAACCGAUUGCUCAACGCAAGCAAAUCAGAACGGUAAUGAGCCGUUGCUACCAGUGCUAUCGUUGGAAUCCAGUGCGGAAGAAAUUGUGAAUCGCAUCGUUAACUAUCCCACGCAUGCGAGUCAAACAAUCGCCAGCUUGAUGAAAACGCCGAAGGAUGCCGUUUUCAUCAUGUCCAAAGUUAUCAAUUCGCAGUGUGACGCCCUGAAGCUGAUAUCGCACUUUAUCACUGCACCUGGCGAUGCACUGCAAAUCAUCAGUAAGAUAAUGAACUCUCCGCUAGACGCUUUGACAGUAUUCGCGCAGUUUAUGAGUUCUCCAACCGAUGCACUUCAAAUCAUCGGUAAGAUUAUGAGCUCGCCGGCAGAAGUGUUGCAUUUUAUGCAACAGCUAAUGAACCAACCUGAGGACGCCGUUCAGAUUAUGAACAAGUUUAUGAACGCUCCCGCAGAAGCACUGCAAAUGAUCAACAAAAUGAUGAACCACUCGGAUGUUAUCGAAACCAUCAAGGAAGCGGCCGAUACAUCUCAGCAUAAUGAAGACGAUCCUCACACAGAGACUAUCAGAUCGCUCAUAAUGGAUCCACAAUCCAUUCCUCCGUCAUCGCAAAGUGAAAACGCCUCGCCCUCCUCUACUUCACAGCACUGCGAAACAUCCUCUCCCUCAUUCGACUCAUUUCUGCAUUUGGGUGCAUCUCCGGCGGAACCGAACUGCCAUCGAACAGCUGCGGAACAGUCGGACGUCAAUUUGUUUCAGGACAUAGAGGGACGAUCCGUUCUGCCGAACACGCUGGAAUCGAUUCUUAUGCAAGCAAUACGGUUGGAGUACGAAGGAUACAAUGGCAGUACGUUGGGGUCAUCCGGUGCCUCCUCGUCGUCGGUGGGACCGCAACAAUCGGUCACGAACAGUAUUGAGCUUAACGAUGCCGAACGGGCAAAACUCAACGAGUUGAUAGUGGCGAACAAGGCGCUGUACGCACCGGUUGACGAGGAUCUGGGAUCACUUAUAUCCGAAGAUUGUCGGAUAAAGUCCAAUCAAAAUCAGCACGACCCGUUGCUGCUGAAGGUAAUUAACCUAACCGCCAUAGCAAUCCGUCGGUUGAUCAAAAUGUCCAAGAAAAUCAGUGCAUUUAAGAAUAUGUGCCAGGAAGAUCAACUGGCACUGUUGAAGGCCGGCUGCACGGAGAUGAUGAUUCUUCGGUCGGCGAUGCAGUAUGACUGUGAUAGGGCUAGCUGGAAGAUUCCGCACAGCCAGGAAGAGAUGUCCAGCAUCCGGGCGGACGUGUUGAAACUAGCCAAGGGUAACGUUUACCAGGAGCACGAACGCUUCAUUCGUACGUUCGAGAAAAAAUGGCGCUCCGACGAGAAUAUAAUUCUGAUAAUGUGUGCCAUAACACUGUUUUCACCUGACCGACCGAAAACGGUACAUUCCGAUGUGAUAAAGCUUGAGCAGAACUCGUACUACUACUUGCUGCGCCGGUACCUAGAAAGUAUCUAUCCGGGCUGCGAGGCUCGAUCGAUAUUUCUGAAGUUGAUGCAGAAAAUUUCCGAGCUGCAUCGGUUGAACGACGAAAUCAUCAGCGUUUAUCUUGAUGUGAACCCGGCUCAGGUGGAGCCACUGCUGAGAGAGAUUUUCGAUUUGAAAGUGCAUUAGCCGCUCUCCGGAGACAUUGCCGGAAACCAUAAGCCAUCCCAAAAUACGGUUAUUUCAUAGCUGGUUCUACUGAAAAUGAUUCUAGUUUCCUAAAAAAAUAAAUAGGUAGCUCUAAGUGCGUCUAGUGAAGGUUGUUGUAAAGCUUUAAUGGAGUUAGAAAAGUUGUGUAUUUAUAAAGUACGAUAUUUUUUACAGCGUAGCGAAACAAAGGAAAGCCGUACUAUUGUUAGAAUGAUAAAUUAUGAUAAAACUUACGUUUAGGCAGAGCUCUAUGUAGACAAUGACUAUACAAAAUAAAUUGCUUGUUUAUUUUAUCACAAAUUGAAA